AUGGAAAACUUAACAACAGCUCCAAACCUGAACAACACUUUAGGGAUUUGGACAGACUACAGUAUCCAGUACAAAGUGAUAAGCAGUUUUCUGCUUUUUGUGAUUUGCGUUUUGGGAAUCGUUGGAAAUGUUAUGGUCAUCUUGGUGGUGCUCACUACCAAACACAUGAGGACUCCUACUAACUGCUACCUGGUCAGUUUGGCUGUGGCUGAUCUGAUGGUGCUGACAGCGGCUGGUUUACCGACUAUCACGGACAGUAUCUUUGGAUCUUGGGUGUUUGGCCACUAUGGGUGCCUCUGCAUUACCUACUUUCAGUACCUCGGGAUCAACGCCUCUUCUUGUUCCAUAACAGCGUUUACUAUAGAGAGAUACAUCGCCAUCUGUCAUCCUAUUAAAGCUCAGUUUCUGUGCACUUUGUCCAGAGCAAAGAAAAUCAUUUUGUUCGUUUGGGCUUUUACGUCUCUUUACUGCGUCAUGUGGUUUUACCUGUCAGAUAUCCAGGAGCUGGUGUACGAAAACAUCACCAUUAUCACCUGCGGCUACAGAGUGUCCAGGAAGUUUUAUUUGCCUAUUUACUUUUUCGAUUUCGGCGUCUUCUUCGUGUUGCCGCUGCUCCUCUCCGCGGUCCUGUACGGGCUCAUCGCCAGGAUCCUCUUCCUCAACCCGCUGCCCUCCGACCCAAAAGACAAGAAGAAGAAGAAUGGACACAACAAUCACGCCAUCAAUAAGAGCACCAGCUGUAAAAACUCUCGCCACUCCAGCUCCACCGCGACCUCCCGCAGACAGGUGACCAAGAUGCUGGCAGUGGUGGUGAUCCUGUUCGCCAUGCUCUGGAUGCCGUACCGCACAUUGGUGGUGGUCAACUCCUUCCUGGACCGGGCCUACUUGGACAGCUGGUUCCUGCUCUUCUGUCGAAUCUGCAUCAACCUCAACAGUGCCAUCAAUCCGGUCAUCUAUAACGCCAUGUCUCAGAAGUUUCGCGCCGCUUUCCGCAAGAUCUGUGGCUGCGGGUGGAAGGGCUCAGAUAAACCUGCUACCUACAGCGUGGCUCUCACCUACAGCGUCGUCAAGGAUACGUCGAUUGUGGAGAGCACGGAUCACUUCACAACAGAGCUGGAGGAGCUCACUGUCACAGACGAACUGUUGUCUGAUCAGAAAAUGAUGUUCCCAGACUCCUCUGUAUAUGGGAAAGUGAAUUUCAGCGAUGCUUGA
Scomber japonicus (chub mackerel) is the source of this 1212-nucleotide messenger RNA. It is a transcript of the gene trhrb, whose product is annotated as thyrotropin-releasing hormone receptor b. Gene Ontology annotation, molecular function: thyrotropin-releasing hormone receptor activity. The transcript has 2 exons. The record is from RefSeq and is a predicted model, not a curated record. Gene Ontology annotation, biological process: phospholipase C-activating G protein-coupled receptor signaling pathway. The coding region runs from base 1 to 1212 and encodes 403 amino acids. Lineage: Eukaryota; Metazoa; Chordata; Actinopteri; Scombriformes; Scombridae. Gene Ontology annotation, cellular component: membrane.